UUGUAGGUUAAAGCCACAUUUCCAUUUCAGGCGACCGGUGCAAGGACAACCAGCAUUGUUCAUACUGUGACCAAAGUGGAAUUUGCCUCACAGAGUGUGACAUCGGGUAUUUUGAUCAGAUGUGCACGUCAGUAUGCAGCAAGACCUGCAGAAACCACUCAUGCCUGUUGUCAGCUUCUGGCAUAGGUGAUUGUACUGAUGGUUGUGUACCAGGAUACCAAGGCCCUAGGUGCAGCACACCAUGUGACAGUCCAGGAGGUAACUGUACAGCAUGUCCAGGUGGCUGUGAUGGAGGAUAUUGUCAGCUGGGGUCAUCCUGUGUGUCUGGAUGUGUAGACUCCUACUACGGGACUGACUGUAAGUCGUGUUCCAGUCGAUGUAAGUCCUGCAACAGGAUGACAGGAUCGUGCAGACAGUGUCACCCUGAAUACUUUGGUCCACACUGUGGGUAUUCCUGUGAUCACUGCCUGGGAUUCUGUGAACAUGGAUGCACAGGGGGCUGUCUUCCUGGAUUUUAUGACACGUUCUGUGACAAGACGUGCAGUGACAAGUGUGGACCAGACCCCAACAUCUCUACUGACAAACCUCUACUGGCGCCAAACACAGGAGUACGUGACUGUCACAGAGACAGUGGUGACUGUAUCCACGGAUGUGACGAGGGAUGGUAUGGCCGACAGUGUUUUUCUCCGUGUAGUCCGAACUGUGUCAAUCAACGAUGUGACUCUACAGGUGUCUGUGUGGAUGGAUGUGUAUCUGGACAUUUCGGCAGAGACUGUAAACCUUGCUCUGUCAACUGCCUUCACAGCAAAUGUCAGUCACACAGCGGGUCGUGUACAGAUGGGUGUGCACGUGGCUUCUAUGGCGGCCUCUGCCAACACACGUGUGAAGUUUGUCUUGAUGGUGUCUGUGAUCAGAAGACUGCCACGUGCACUGAAGGCUGUCACCCGAUUCGACGAGGGUGUGACUCGACCUGCACUUUCAACUGUUCCAUAGCGGAUUGUCUAUAUUGCAACCGUGGAGUCAAUGACAGCAACAUUGUUGACCUGAAGAUUGGGCUAUCAACGGUGACUUCAAUGUUUGUAGUGAUCGUCUUGCUGGCUCUAUCACGCUUCUUCUACAAGCAUUUGAGAAAUAAAGAGCGCAGAAUUCAGAGUAUUAAUGUAGCUGCAGCGCCAAGCCAUGACGACCAGGUGUUGCCGGACUACUGUGAAAUCAGAGAUGAAGAUGUUGCCAUCAUGUGUGAGCUGCCAGCCAUGAACCGAAAUGAUUCAGUAACAGCGGCUGCUGCCUUGCCUGUUCUGGCAGAGUGCUUUGCUCCAGACUGUGACGAUGUAGUCAACGAUGUUGCUAUAGCAGAGUGGUUUGCUCCAGACUGUGUCGAUGCAGUCAACGAUGUUGCUACAGCAGAGUGCUUUGCUCCAGACUGUGACGAUGCCGUCAACGAUGUUGCUAUAGCAGAGUGUUUUGCACCAGACUGCGACGAUGCAGUCAACGAUGUUGCUACAUCAGAGCCGUCUGCUGUUGAUGACAACACAUACACUAAACUGAUGCGGAAGGACGAUGGAGAACGCCUUGAGAAAGCAGGGAACUAUUUGUCUCCAAUCGACGACUGAUGCAAUGUAACCCCUUAUUGCAGAUACGGAGUUUUGUAAAGGAAGUUAGAACUGCAGUUUAGUAACUGUUGUUACAAUAUAGAACAGACCUUUACAAAACCCAAAUGUAAAAACCAACAUUAAGGAAGAACCAGUUAAAGUAUAAUUAUUUUUAACAAUU
Molecule: messenger RNA, 1773 nt
Organism: Haliotis rubra (blacklip abalone)
Lineage: Eukaryota; Metazoa; Mollusca; Gastropoda; Lepetellida; Haliotidae
Product: multiple epidermal growth factor-like domains protein 10
Exons: 3
Coding region: 120-1613 (497 amino acids)
Source: RefSeq, a predicted model, not a curated record